This is a messenger RNA of Ceratina calcarata, 960 nucleotides long. RefSeq lists its product as uncharacterized. Lineage: Eukaryota; Metazoa; Arthropoda; Insecta; Hymenoptera; Apidae. The coding region runs from base 1 to 960 and encodes 319 amino acids. The transcript is spliced from 2 exons. The record is from RefSeq and is a predicted model, not a curated record.
AUGGAGAGUAUCUGCGCCCUUUUCGUCACCCUGAUUCUAGUACUUCCCCUCGUCGUUCAGCUGCAGAUGCUAAUCGCAGACCCAAAGAAGCUAUGCACGAUUUUCCACUACUACGCGUCCACCCCGUUGGAAGAUAGCAAGAAAACCUCGUCGCCAAACAUUCUGCAACACUACACGGUAGAGCCGUCGGUAUUCAACGCAGCCGACUCCGAUUCGAAGAUAUUGUUGACCAACCUGAGGAGAAUCUCGUCCUCGCCGCCAGGCAACGUCGGAGCAUCGAUCCACGAUCGGACGGCGACGGAGGCGACCGGGAAGAAUGGGACGAGUCCGGGAGCGAUUCAGCUCGCGAGACACUCGUCUACGUUCGUGAAAACCGAUCAAGUGCUGCCCGUAGUAGACAUCGGCUGGACGUACAGCUCGUAUCGAUACAAAACGUUCGGGCAUUGCCUGCGAAAUUAUUACGGCGACAAAUACCCGCCGGGGGAGGUGGUGUUGAACCUGAUGCAGCUGAAUUUAUUAGACUCGUGCACGAACGUGGCGGAGAUGCUCACCGGUGGACUGUUCGACUUCCUGAAGGAGGAGAAGGCCGGGUCGCACUCGGUAGCCAGCAAGCCCGAAAUUGAAUAUCUUAAUCCGUUGGAUCACUUUGUGGUGAGGCCGACCGGGGCCUCGGAUACCGUCGAGAGAUUCACCGAGACGGACGGACGGAACCGGUGCCACGAUGAUACGUCGUCGAUUACGUUCCUAGGGGAAGCUACUGUUAUCGGUCCCGUAAUCAACGGCCGAGAAAAGAAUCAGCUGGAUCGAAGAUCCUCCAGGAAGAUAGAGGCCCCUUGCAAAUACUAUUUGUCCUCGUCCAGGCGUGUUUACGGGACGAAUGACUCUCGAUCCGGUAGGAAUCCGACGCUCGUGGAACGCGGCCGUUCACAAACGGCUGCUGGAUGCUACGGGAUCGAUUAG